Molecule: messenger RNA, 2082 nt
Organism: Laetiporus sulphureus 93-53
Lineage: Eukaryota; Fungi; Basidiomycota; Agaricomycetes; Polyporales; Laetiporaceae
Product: aflatoxin-detoxifizyme
Exons: 20
Coding region: 1-2082 (693 amino acids)
Biological process (GO): proteolysis
Cellular component (GO): cytoplasm
Molecular function (GO): dipeptidyl-peptidase activity; metalloexopeptidase activity
Source: RefSeq, a predicted model, not a curated record
AUGUCCAACGUCGCGUCCGAACGCUUCUUCGCGGAUCGUGCUUCUCCGCUGUGCAGCCUGCAGGUCGCAAAAUCGUUCGCGCAGUUGACUCCGAAAGAGAAGAAGUAUGCGCACUAUGUUGGAGAAGCGUCCUGGGCCGGCGCACGCAUCAUUCAAGGCCAAUGGACCCCGCAGGCCCAGAAGUUGUACGACCUAUUGAUUUUGAUAUUCAGCAAUGAUGGGAAGUUGGGAGACCUUGAUCGAUUGAAGAAGCAGUCAGGCUCGACGGACGAGGAGUGGGAGGACUUGAUGCAGUAUACAAGCCAAGUCUUGAGCAACCUCGUGAACUACAAGUCUUUUGGCUUCACCAAAUUCAUUCCACGUAUUUCAGAGGCCAGUUUCGCUGCCGUUGUCGAGAAAUCUACCAACGCUACCGAGGCAUUGAAGCUCUGGAAAGAGCUCAAGGAGCACAUCUAUCAGUUGGUACCUGAGUCGAGCAAUUUCAUCGGCAAGCGUCGCCUCGGCCACAUAUCGAACUAUUAUCUUGGAAACCCCAUCCUCGACGCUGAGGUUGCUGCUGUACAAGCGGGCGCUGAGAAGAUCGGUGUCGAUGUCCUAAAUACACGCGUGAGGAAAGAUGGCCCAGACAGUUUCGCCCUGCUUGUCGCAUCAGCGAAGCCACAGCCCCCUGCGAUCCAUGAGAUUGAAAUCCUCAAUCAAGGUGAUAAGCUCACGGUUGAGUAUGGUGACUUUGCAGAGCCUUUACAAAAAGCGGUGGAUGCACUCAGAGAGGCCAAGAAAUAUGUCGCAAACGACCGUCAAGCUGCCAUGGUCGACUAUUAUAUUGAAUCCUUUGAGACAGGCUCGAUUGACGCUCACAAGAAGGGCUCUACCGAAUGGGUCAAGGACAUCGGUCCCGUGGUUGAGAGCUAUAUCGGUUUCAUUGAAACCUAUGUCGAUCCCUACGGCGGUCGUGCUGAAUGGGAAGGUUUCACGGCCAUCGUCAACAAAACUUUGAGUGCAAAAUACGACAAGCUCGUCGCGAGCGCGCCGGUCCUGCUCGAAGUGCUGCCGUGGGGCAAAGAUUUCGAGGUGGAUCAGUUCCGGAAGCCGGAUUUCACUGCACUGGAGAUUGUUACAUUUGCGACAGGAGGCAUUCCUGCUGGUAUCAAUAUCCCCAAUUACUACGAAAUUCGGGAGUCAGUCGGGUUCAAGAACGUGUCGCUCGCCAAUAUCCUCGCGGCCAAAGCUCCGAACGAAGAGCUUACCUUCAUCCAUCCGGAUGACGUCGACCUCUACAAUGCGUGGGAUUCACGUGCAUUCGAGCUGCAAGUUGCCAAUCAUGAGUUGCUUGGCCACGGCUCCGGCAAGCUCUUCCAGGAGAACGCCGACGGCACGAAGAACUUCGAUCCGACGAAGGUCAUCAACCCUCUGACCGGAAAGCCAAUCACGUCUUGGUACAAGCCCGGCCAAACACCUGGUUCGGUUCUCGGAGAAGUCUCCUCUUCGAUGGAAGAGUGUCGGGCCGAAACUGUCGCUCUAUAUCUCGUCAGCAACGCGGAUAUCCUGAAGAUCUUUAGCUACGUCGAUCAAAAGGAUGUCGAAGAUGUCCAAUACAUCACUUUCCUCCUGAUGGCACGAGCUGGCCUUCGUGCCCUGGAGUACUACGACCCUGCUACCAAGAAGCAUGGACAGGCACACAUGCAAGCUCGGCUCGGAAUUACCCAGUUCCUCAUGAAAUCUGGCAUCGCUUACUUGGAAGAGGUUCGGGACGCGAACGGUGUGCUCGAGAAUCUCUACAUCCGGGUCGACAAGCAGAAGGUGCUCACGCAGGGCCGUGAGGUGGCCGGAAAGCUUCUCGUAGAACUGCAGGUGCGCAAGAGCGCCGCGGAUGGUCCAGGCGCUCGUGCGUACUACACUGAGCUCACGACACCGCUGCCUGGAUGGGACGGUGAGAUACGGGACUUGGUGCUCAAGAAGAAAUUGCCGCGUAAGAUCUUCGUGCAACCCAAUACGUUCAUCGUGGACGACGAAGUGGUGCUGAAGGAAUACCCGCUCACACCGGCCGGUGUUAUCGAGAGUUUCAUUGAGCGCCGAUUGUAG